Molecule: messenger RNA, 819 nt
Organism: Sparassis crispa
Lineage: Eukaryota; Fungi; Basidiomycota; Agaricomycetes; Polyporales; Sparassidaceae
Product: glutathione S-transferase-like protein
Exons: 4
Coding region: 1-819 (272 amino acids)
Biological process (GO): glutathione metabolic process
Molecular function (GO): glutathione transferase activity
Source: RefSeq, a predicted model, not a curated record
AUGUCUCCACCCGAGAAGAAACAGAAAACGGACUCCUACACUCUAUACUAUUGGCCAGGCAUCCCUGGUCGCGGUGAAUACAUCCGGCUGGCCUUCGAAUACGCCGGCGUUCCCUAUACCGAGAAGCUCAAUGGCAACACGCUCAUGUCCACGCUCAGAAACCCAUCUAAGAUCGGGCACCCCCCGCACUUCGCGCCGCCCGCGCUCGAGCUGCCGUCCGGUAAGGUCAUCUCUCAGACGACCGCGAUCCUGAACCACAUUGCGCCGAAGCUCGGUUUGGCUGGCGAGCUCGGGAGCAAGCUUGCGGGAGAGGAACAGUUGAGCGCCGAAGACAGGGAGCGCGCGGAAGAGGAGAGAAGCACGGUCAAUCAGCUCGUGCUCACAGGGAUGGAUCUGUGCGUCGAGGCCCACGACGUACAUCAUCCCAUUGCGUCAUCGAAGUACUACGAAGAGCAGAAGGAUGCGGCGCUUGAGCGUUCCGAGAGUUUCCGCGCAGAGCGCAUGCCUGCAUUCUUGACUCACUUCGAGAAGGUGCUCUCGACUAAUCCCGCCACGAUGGACUCCGAGAGGACCUUCCUCGUCGGCGCGAAGACGACCACUGCGGACCUAGUGCUCUUCCACGUGGUGGACGGCCUCCUGUUCGCCUUCCCGAGACGCAUGGCGGUACUUAAAAAGAGCGGCAAGUACGACGACGUAUUCGCCUUGCACGAGCGUGUAGCGGGCGAGGAGGGAAUCAAGGAGUACAUUGCAAGUGGUCGGAGGAAGAAGUUCAGCAAUGGCCUGUUCAGACACUAUCCUGAGCUGGACGGGGAGAAGUGA